UUGGAAAUAAAGAUGCCUGACUCAACUUCCCCACCAGGUCCCUAGCAAUUAAUGCCCACUAACCACCAGCAAACAUGUCAAAGAUGAAGCAAGACUACGUUCUCCCUGUUGAGGCUGUUCGCGAAUUGGCCUACGAGGGCGGCAGACAUCGCAGGCGUUUUUCAGCGUGCUCGGCUGUCCUUGUUUUAGUUGCUCUCGGAGUAACCACUAUCUUCUUCACAUUCUAUGGCCACCUCACGAGGGCGUUGGUGCUCAGCCACCAUGGAGGCAUCAAAGAGCUGGGCCCAUUCUACCACAGUGUCAUGACGCAUGACGACCUAUGUGCUGGCGGAGUUUCGCACUCGGGAUACAUUGGUCUGCAAGGCGACAGCGAGGACACGCCGAAGAGAUCUUUCUUCUGGUGCGUAACCCGCCCCCCUGCGAAACUGUUUUUCCGAAGUGCCCCUCAGGUAUUUUGAAGCGCAACACGACUCUAAGAACGCGCCUGUGAUGUACGUCCCCGUGCUGUGAAGCUGAAACCAUAUAACAUGUUGCCCAGACUAACCGUCGGUGGCGGUCCUGGAUCUAGCGGAAUGGUUAAUCCACUCUUCGGUCGUAUGUUUUAA
Molecule: messenger RNA, 605 nt
Organism: Phanerochaete carnosa HHB-10118-sp
Lineage: Eukaryota; Fungi; Basidiomycota; Agaricomycetes; Polyporales; Phanerochaetaceae
Exons: 1
Coding region: 75-458 (127 amino acids)
Source: RefSeq, a predicted model, not a curated record